Molecule: messenger RNA, 3778 nt
Organism: Durusdinium trenchii
Lineage: Eukaryota; Dinophyceae; Suessiales; Symbiodiniaceae
Source: the annotation of a GenBank genome assembly
AUGGGGCGCAAGCGGGAUGAGGAGGAGAUGACCAUGUGGCCGGUGCAGAUCGGCAACGAGGAGGCACGGCACGAAGAGGUGGUGAGUUCGAUGGAGGUAGGGGCGCUGGCGAAGGUGGAUCAUGACAUCGAGAAGGGCUUCUUGAAGUCCGAGUCCAUCGAGCCCAGCCGAAGCGUCUUAGGGGCCGCUGCGAUGCUCGCGCGGAUGUUCUAUCGGGACGCCUCGUUGGGCCGACGUGCGGUGGUGCUGAGCAUUUCAGUGUUUGCUUUGCUGUUGCUGGAGAUCGGCGCGGUGCUCUACUAUAGCGGCGUGCAGAAGAACUACAUGACGGCACUGCAGGAGAAGAACGUCGAAGCUUUCUAUCAUGGUCUUUGGAUGGUGGCUGCGGUGAUCGUGUUCAUCAGCCCCAUCAUCGCCUUGCAUGAGUAUACCUCAGGCUUGCUGAAGGUGACCUUUAGAGAAUCCUUAACCCGACGCUUCUGUGGCAUCUACUUGGCGGCGCCCGGUUACGCCGAAGGCGCGCCCUUCUACAGGUUAACGAUCACCGGAGAGAUUGAUAACCCUGACCAGCGAAUUUGCCAGGACGUGUCCGAUUUCGUGGGCAUCGCCGUCCAUUUGGUGCAAGAUGUUGUGAGGACCUUCUUGAACAUCUUCGGCUUCGCCACGGUCUUGUAUUCGAUCUCCCCAGCCGCCUGCUUUGGCGUGUUGAUCUACUCCGUCACCGGCACGUUGAUCGCCACCAGAGGUUUUGGACCUUGGAUCGGCUUCUAUCAGCUGCAGCGAGUCAAGCAGGAAGCCAACCUGCGCUAUGACCUGAUUCGCGUUCGCGAGAAUGCGGAGUCGGUGGCCUUCUUCGAGGGCGGUACUGCUGAGUGGUCCAAGUUUAGCACGCUCUUCAACGACUUGCUGACCACGGUGUACCGAAGCGUCGUGGUCGCCUCGGGCUUCGGGAUGUUCAAUCGGUCCUUCCACUGGGCCACCUUUGCCAUUCCGGCGCUGCUGGUGGGACCAGCCUACUUGAGGGGGGAGGUGCAGUUCGGUGUGAUCUCGCAGGCCAGCAUGGCUUUCAACAUCAUCCUCGGUGCUCUGACGCUCAUCAUGGACAAGCUUGAAUCCCUGACGGACGUGGCCGUGCGCAUUCGCCGUCUGGAGGACUUGGAGCUCGCCUUAAGGCGCUGCAAGAACGAGUCCAUCCAGCGGCGUUCGCUUGGGGGAAGCUUCAGCAUCGCCUCCAGUGAGGUCGUAGGCGCCGAUGAACUCCUGCGCUUUCGGGAGGUCACACUGCGCACGCCUCCACGGCAAGGGAUGCUGCAACAGACACUGUGCCAGGAGCUUUCCAUGGAGCUGAAGGAUGGUCAGUCACUACUGAUCGUGGGGGAGAGCGGUAUCGGUAAGAGCUCCCUGCUGCGCGCCGCCGCGGGGCUCUGGGCCGAUGGCUGUGGUGAGGUCCAGCUGUGUCAGCGGCGCACGGUCUUCUUUAUGCCUCAGAAACCAUACAUGUUCCUGGGCACGCUGAAGGAUCAGCUUCUUUACCCUAAUGUCCAGGACAGCUUGUUGGGUGACGUGGACAUCCAACAGGCCUUGAAACAGGUGAACUUACAUCACCUCUUAGAGCAGCACAAUCUGAAUGAAUCGAAGGAGUGGUCCAGCCUGUUGUCUCUGGGGCAACAGCAGCGCAUCAACUUUGCGCGGGUGUUGCUGCGGCCAGAGACGCGCGUGGCGCUGAUUGAUGAAGGCACUUCCGCGUGCGAUCCGGGGAAUGAAGCUUUGCUUUAUGGAUUGCUGCGAGAACGGCUCAGCGGCUAUGUCUCUGUAGGCCAUCGACCCGCCCUGCAGCAGUUCCAUAGCCAUGUGUUGUACUUGCACCGGCCGGGGGAGCUUUCGCACGAGCCAACUCGUAUCGAUUUCAUGACCAUGGAGGACCGGGAGCUGACCGAGCAGAAACUCGAGAUCCGCGGGUCGUUGACCAACUGGAACCCAAAGCUGCGGGUCUCGGUUCCGAACGAGACGUUGCGGUCUCCUCCCUCGCGAGCGAAACUGGGUUUGCUGAAGAACCAUGGCCAGCUCAUUGGCUACAGCAGAUUCCUCACCCAGGCCGCAGCGACCUACGCCAGCAGUGCGGCAGUACUGGAGACCUGUUUCGAAGGGGAGGGACGUUCCCGACUAAAGCAGCUGGACAGCGAUGGCCGGGACGGAGUAGUCAUCGUGCAGAGCAUGAUGAACGGAGCCAUUGGCCUGGUGGUCUACCAGUACAUGGAUAGCUUAGGAGGUGGCAACCUGGACUUCGACCUCGAAAGUGUGGGCAAUACCAGUGCAACGUGCCUCACCAAGUGGUUGCGGAGGAAUGAUAUCACAUCUUGGGCGGAGGCUGAUACUUGGGAUAGAUGGUUCAGGUAUCAAGCCGAUGCGGACACCUACGUGGCACUGCACACGUGUGAUCCAUACCCCACCCUGAAUGAGACCUGUGCGACUUUGCGUGUGCCAGUCUAUGAAUUCGAUAGCAAGCUGGGAUACCCCUUGGGACCUGGUGAAAAGCCAAGCUUCAACAAUGACCUACUGUAUGCCUUUGCAUACACCUUCUUGGCCCUGGGGAUAUUGAACCUGAUCGGCUUCGCUGUUCAUGAUCUCACCCUCCUUUCCAGGAGGAACCAGAACUACAUCCUUGACUUGCCGGCCUUCAAUCAAGGCUUUCCCUACUUCAAGAAGUUUGCCAUGCUAUCAGGCAUCCCCAUUUUGCCAAAGCUCUUCUCGAUCGAGGGCACCGGGCGAACGCUAGCGAUUGCCAUAGGCAUCAUUUUGGCUCCGUUCAUCGUGGUUUGGGCCAUCCUCUUUUUGGUGGUGAUCAUCACGCCUUGCAUGGUGCUCCUAUUCUUUCGAUAUCCAGUGCGCUUGAGCCGCUUCGCGGUCUUCCUCACCUUGUUGGCCACCUCGAUCUUUGGGCUUACCAUGACCAUCAUCCCGUUGGUGUACCUGGGGAAUCUCAAUGAGAGGCCACGCUAUGCGUUAGUCUACCAAAUCCAGAACUAUUCACCCGGAGAAUGUUACUGCGGCUGCUCCUACUUCAUCAACGCUGCCAGCCUGAUCCGCAUCUCCGCCAUCGGGGCUGGUGUGACCUUCAGCAGCUGUUUGAGUGCCUUCCGAUGCCUCAAGGGCCUGAGAAGGGCACAAUGGGCCAACCUCAUGUCUGUUUUGUUCCCGGUGCCGGUCACCGUGUAUUCCGUCUUUUGGACCACGCCGAAUGGUGAUCCCAUUCAGCACCGCAAGGAGGGAGAGCCAGUCCAAAGUGAGAUGGCUUUCGACCCCUUCGCGCUUAUGGAUGAGCAACCCGAGAGUCGAUAUACGACAGUGACCCUGAAACCGGAGUUUGCCUAUGAUGUGGAUGCAGCUGGACGGUGGAAGCCACUGGGGGACCGUGUGAUGGAUGGUCCCAAGCUGCCUGAGUUGAAGAAGGGUGAGUUCUUCAAGCGUCCUGGGCUGCCGGACUUCGGGGACAUUCGCCGGGGUCGGAUUUGGAGAGUUGGACUUUGGAAGAAUUGGACUGGGGGACCUGGCAGAAGAUUCCAAAAGGACAAAAGGAUCCCGAAAGGAUAACUCAAACAAACAGUUUGUUAAUGGAACCCACAGUUGGUUCUUAUUCCGUUUGGGUUUCUUGGCUGUCUUCUUCGUUUGGAACUCCCACCCCAUGUGAGAGUUCCACCACAUGUGUUUCAAGUUGCAGGAGUCUUGGCACGCACGGACCGAUCCAGGGUCACAUGAUCGAGGAUCCAGGACCGAUCCC